Messenger RNA from Camellia sinensis, 1326 nucleotides. The record is from RefSeq and is a predicted model, not a curated record. Lineage: Eukaryota; Viridiplantae; Streptophyta; Magnoliopsida; Ericales; Theaceae.
AUGGAGUCGAGACUGAGGGCGGUAGCGGAAGAGAGAGUGAAGAGAGUGAAGGAGUGGAAAGAGAGAGAGAAGGCCAAAUGGGACGAUCUUGUCCAGCCGUCUGCACUGUUUGAGGCGGGGCUGGGACCGCAGCCGAAAGGUGGAGACCUCGGCCGGGCAGAGUUGGAGGAGAAGAAAAGAGCGCAGGAGGUAGAGGAUCGAGCCGUUAUGGCCAAGGCCGCGAAGUUGAUGGAGGCGCAGAGGGACCGACCGCCUCAACCGAUCGCGCGGGAGAGGAUCCGACCGCGCCCCAGGCCGUUGGGGGAAAAAGACUUAAGCAGCUUUGAGCCGCGGCCGCCGCCUGUAGACCCUGUAAAAGAAAAGGCCAGAAAGGGGGUGGAGCCUCUGAAAAAGAAGAAGAAGAAGAGGAGUGCCCCAGAGGAAGCUGCAGAGGAGUCUGGGGCCAAGAGGGCGAAGGUGGCCCCAACGGAGGUGGAGGUCCCUGUGGCAAAGGACGCCCCAGAGGUAGUGGAGAUCAUCCCAACGGUGGAGGUUGUGGAGAUUGCUCCACCAGUGCAAGUGGAGGCUGGGGUGAGUGAGGCGGUGCCGAGCGGAGGGGAACAGGUCCAGAAGAGGCCUGACCCCCAGGAAGGAGGGGUUCGUCUGGCUACGGCGAUUUAUCAUGCGCGCACGGUGGCUGGAAGGAAGGCUGGGGCUGCCAAGUUGAAGGCUGAGGAGGCCAGGGCCCAGUUGGCCAAAUUAAAGAAGGAUAGUGCCGACUGGAAGACUGCCCAUGCCGAUCUGCCAGCAGUCAAGUUGGAACUGGAGGACACACGCCGUAAGGUUGUGUCGCUUGAGUUCCAACUGGCUGGUGAACAGAAAAAGUUGGAAGAGGCUGAGAGGGCCUGCGCUGUGGAGUUGGGGGAGGAGCGUGCCAGAGCAGAGGAGGAGAAGGGGAGGCUUCUGAGGGAGUGGGAGAUGGAGAAGGCGAAGGCGGCGGCGGAGCUGGAGAGUCUGAGGAAGGGGGUGGAAGAGGAGAGGGCGACGGCGGCUGCUGAAAGGGGGGCCCUGCAAAGGGAGCUGGACGAGGAGAGGGCGAAGGCGGCGUCUGAAAAGGCGGCCUACCCUGAUCUAUGCGUCGCAGCAGUGGAGCAAUAUAAAGGGUCCCCCGAAUUUCAGAUGGUGGUGGAUGCUGCUGUCGCCAGGAGUCUGGCUGGUCAAGAAGCUGAAGAGCUGUUCCCACACUUGGACCUUAGUAGUGUGACAAUAGGCGAAGAUGAUGUGGCCCAGACCCCCCUGGACGAAGGCGUUGAAGAAGAGGAUCUGGCAUCUAGCGAGGAGGAGUAG